Protopolystoma xenopodis is the source of this 333-nucleotide messenger RNA. The record is from the annotation of a GenBank genome assembly. NCBI's taxonomy places the organism in Eukaryota, Metazoa, Platyhelminthes, Monogenea, Polystomatidea, Polystomatidae.
ACAGCUUGUUCGAUCGAUAGUCAUACUUACUUUGCCACGCCAUUUACGGCAAUCGCCAGUGCUCGGCAAUUAAGUCAAUUUGUUGUGAUAGAUAUUGAACGGGAUCAGAUCAAUCAUGAUGUUCAGAAAUCUAAAACUAACAACAGCGCACGGGAAAUGCAGGCUAAGAAGAAUAAUCAGCCCCAACAUCAUAUUUCUCAACGGUUUUUGACUGUUUCCGUUUGGGUUAUGCGGACUAAUCCUCUCCACCAGGCGAGUUUUGACGAAACAACGAUGCAUACCAGGACGCAUCUGGGUCAUAUCCUUCACGAAGGCGAUAUUGCUCUCGGGUAA